Messenger RNA from Lachnellula hyalina, 1815 nucleotides. RefSeq names its product Endoplasmic reticulum mannosyl-oligosaccharide 1,2-alpha-mannosidase (gene MAN1B1). The record is from RefSeq and is a predicted model, not a curated record. The transcript has 3 exons. NCBI's taxonomy places the organism in Eukaryota, Fungi, Ascomycota, Leotiomycetes, Helotiales, Lachnaceae. Gene Ontology annotation, biological process: N-glycan processing; carbohydrate metabolic process. Gene Ontology annotation, molecular function: calcium ion binding; mannosyl-oligosaccharide 1,2-alpha-mannosidase activity. The coding region runs from base 1 to 1815 and encodes 604 amino acids. Gene Ontology annotation, cellular component: Golgi membrane; endoplasmic reticulum.
AUGCCAGCAAUCCGCCGCUCGCGUAUAGCAGCAAUUGUCAUCGUCUUCCUCCUCAGCGCCCUGUGGUACAUCCGUCACAAACCCGGCGCCUGGUCCUACCAGUAUACCUCCUACACCCCCGCGCUCCCCAAAGCGCCCGCCAAUGACGGCAAGGUCCACUGGAUUAAACUCCCCGACCGUUACCCAGUAUCCUCAUAUAUUUCCUAUCCGACCGGCUCGCCGGCCAAUAUACCGCUGGUGCAGGCUUCGCAGCCCCGGGAAUCCGCGGCAGAGAAACAAGAACGGAUAAAGCGGAAACAGGCGGUGCUGGAUAGCUUUCUGCAUAGUUGGGAGGGGUAUAAGGAGCAUGCUUGGCUGAGGGAUGAAGUUGCGCCGAUAAGUGGGCAGUCGAGGGAUACGUUUGGGGGCUGGGCGGCGAGUUUGGUGGAUACGCUUGAUACUCUUUGGAUUAUGGGGAUGAAAGAUGAAUUUGAGCUUGCGGUGCAUGCCGUAGAGGCCAUUGAUUUUUCGACGACGAUGGAGAAGGAUAUCAAUAUUUUUGAGACGACGAUUCGGUACUUGGGCGGCUUUUUGGCCGCGUAUGAUGUGAGUGGGGGACAGUAUCCGGUGUUGCUUGCUAAAGCGGUGGAGGUGGGGGAAUUGGUCAUGAGUUGUUUCGAUACGCCGAAUCGUAUGCCUAUCACGAGGUGGGACUGGCAGAGAUACAGCAAUGGCAAUGCCCAGGAAGCUCCUGAGGGAUCUUUGGUUUCUGAACCUGGAUCUUUGAGUUUGGAAUUCACUAGACUUUCGCAGUUGACGAAGGACCCGAAAUACUAUGAUGCUGUUCAACGGAUAUCAGAUGUAUUUGAAGAGGGGCAGAAUACGACCAAAAUGCCUGUCAGUAUUCACUUAUCCAAACCUGCUUCCGGCGCUUUCAGUGAAGAUAACUUCUUUACUCUGGGUGGAAUGUCCGACUCCCUCUAUGAAUAUUUCCCUAAACAGUAUCUCAUCAUGGGCGGCCUACUCGAACAGCCCAGGAAACUAUACGAAGGCUUCAUUGAAGUAGCCAAAGAGCACAUGUUUUUUAGGAUCUACAACCCUAAAGACCAAAAUCUCACCGUAUCCGGCGACAUUCAAGUCAUUGGCGGCGGCAACAUACUAAACCGGAUACCCAACGGCCAACAUCUCACAUGCUUCGCAGGUGGCAUGGUGGGCCUCGCCUCCAAAAUAUUCAAUCGACCAUCCGAGCUCACCCUAGCAGACGAGCUCACAUCCGGCUGCGUCUGGGCGUACGACAACAACCCCAACGGCAUUGCCCCUGAGAUCUUUUCCGUGAUGCCAUGUCCAAAGAAUCUCGACUGCAAAUGGAGCCAAGAGAGAUGGCAUAGAUCCCUGGCGGUUUUUCACCCUUUAGCAGGCGGCAUUCUCGAAGACGACGGUUCUCUGUCCGAGCGUGUUUCGAAAAUCGCAAAGGAAAAUAGGCUCGCACCCGGCUUUACACAAAUCACAGACCGGCGCUACAUCUUACGUCCUGAAGCAAUUGAAUCCGUCUGGAUCAUGUGGCGCAUUACAGGCGAGAAAAAGUGGCAAGACGCUGCAUGGCGUAUGUUCCAGGCCAUAGAGAAAGUUUCGAGGACUGAUAUUGCUGCUGCUGCAAUUGUGGAUAUUACGGUUGAUCCGAAGGAUGUCAAGGGCCAGAGAAUGGAUAGCAUGGAGAGUUUUUGGUUAGCGGAGACGCUGAAGUAUUUUUAUCUUUGUUUUGAGGAUUUUGGAGUUGUUAGUUUGAAUGACUAUGUUUUGAAUACAGAGGCGCAUCCUUUGAGGAGGCCAAGGUAG